Pseudoliparis swirei is the source of this 543-nucleotide messenger RNA. RefSeq lists its product as uncharacterized. The transcript is spliced from 3 exons. Lineage: Eukaryota; Metazoa; Chordata; Actinopteri; Perciformes; Liparidae. The record is from RefSeq and is a predicted model, not a curated record. The annotation marks the transcript as partial.
AAACAGAAUGAUGAGAAGAAGGAGAAGAAUAAAAAGAAGAAGAAGAAGGAGAAGAAGAAGAAUAAAAAGGGGAGGAAGGAGAAGAAGAAGGAGGAGGAGAAGAAAAAGAAGAAGAAGAAGGAUGAGAAGAAGAAGAAAAAGAAGAAGGAGAAGAAGAAAGAGAAGGAGAAGGAUGAGAAGAAGGAGAAAAAGAAUGAUGAGAAGAAGGAGAAGGAGAAGAAUAAAAAGAAGAAGGAGAAGAAGAAGAAGAAGAAAAGAAGAAGGAGGAGAAGAAAAAGAAGAAGAAGGAUGAGAAGAAGAAGAAAAAGAAGAAGGAGAAGAAGAAAGAGAAGGAUGAGAAGAAGGAGAAAAAGAAAGGAUGAGAAGAAGAAGGAGAAGAAGAAGGAGAAGAAGAAAGAGAAGGAGAAGGAUGAGAAGAAGGAGAAAAAGAAUGAUGAGAAGAAGGAGAAGAAUGAGAAGAAGAAGGAGAAGAAGAAGGAUGAGAAGAAGAAGGAGAAGAAGAAGGAUGAGAAGAAGAAGGAGAAGAAGAAGGAUGAGAAGAAG